This is a messenger RNA of Microdochium trichocladiopsis, 1230 nucleotides long. RefSeq names its product putative carboxylesterase, type B. The transcript has 3 exons. The record is from RefSeq and is a predicted model, not a curated record. Bases 1 to 1230 code for a protein of 409 amino acids. NCBI's taxonomy places the organism in Eukaryota, Fungi, Ascomycota, Sordariomycetes, Xylariales, Microdochiaceae.
AUGACGUUCUUGGUCGCGGCUGCCGCCGAUGCCGGCCUCCCUUUCAUAGCUGUGACCUUCAACUAUCGCAGUUCAAUCUGGGGUUUCCUUGGCGGCCGGCAGGUCUCGGGUUCAGCGAACGACAACGUGGGGCUGUACGACCAGCGCAUGGUGCUCCGGUGGGUGCAGGACAACAUAUCGGGAUUCGGAGGAGACCCGCAGAAAGUGACCAUCUGGGGUGGCAGUUCGGGGGCGGAUGACGUUGGAUUUCACCUGACCGCCCGGGACACGACAGAUGGCUCGCUGCGAUUGUUCCGCGCAGCCAUAUUGCAAAGCGGCAGUCCCGUCUCGACAACGAACACGCAUGGUGAAGGAUUCCUUGAAGACAUCUACCAAGAGAUUGCGAGCACCACCGGCUGUGUCGACAGUGACGACGACUCCCUGGACUGUCUGAGAACCUUGCCAUUCGAAGAGCUCAACCAAGCGUUCCAGAAGGAUUCUGAUCCUGACGGUGUUCGUCUAUUCAGGUCAUCAUUCCCCACUUUGGACGGACACUUGAUUCCGGGAUUUGCUAGCCUCAGACUGAAAGCGUCUCAGCAUGCACAAGGAAGCACCUGGAUAUCAGAUCGUGUCACAGAUUGGAGCUCAUUUCGUAACUAUUUGGUUGUGGACAAGAAAUACCCAGCUCAUGUUGUGGAUCGCCUCAUGAGCCACUACACAGCCAGGGAAACACAGCCAGACGACUUGCUCCAGCCCCCGAUCAAGUCCAUCUCAAGCCGCAUUGAUUUUGAACGUAUCGAAAGACUAAGUGGAGAUCUCGAGAUCAAUGCUGCGGACAGGCUUUUGUGUGAGAGAUUCUCUCUCUCGGCUGGCUGUUACACUUACCGGUUUGACGCUCCCACCCCGAGUGCCAAUGAUCCUCGCUUGGGUGUCCUGCAUGGCGCCGAGAUCGGGCCACUUUUCCAGAACACCGCAGGACUGGGAUUCGACCAGAACCCUUUCAGCAAUCAAGAGCCGGGCUAUCUCAAGAUGUCACGGAUGAUGGGGAUCGCUUGGGCAGGAUUCAUUGCCGAGCUGGACCCUAAUCGUGGACUCUCAGAAUUCAACUUGUCCUGGCCGCUGUACUCGCUGGGAAGAAAGGAAAGCAUGAUCUUUGACAGCAGCGAGUGCAGAGUCGAAAGGGAAAGCGACCAAAGAACUCGGGCUUUGGACUAUAUCAAUGGUAUUCAGCAUACUUUGAUGCUGAGGUAG